Lotus japonicus is the source of this 959-nucleotide messenger RNA. Its product is annotated as 40S ribosomal protein S7-like. Gene Ontology annotation, molecular function: structural constituent of ribosome. Gene Ontology annotation, biological process: ribosomal small subunit biogenesis; rRNA processing; translation. The coding region runs from base 160 to 735 and encodes 191 amino acids. Gene Ontology annotation, cellular component: ribosome; small-subunit processome; 90S preribosome. The transcript is spliced from 6 exons. Lineage: Eukaryota; Viridiplantae; Streptophyta; Magnoliopsida; Fabales; Fabaceae. The record is from RefSeq and is a predicted model, not a curated record.
AGACUAGGUUAAAAAAAAAAUACUCAAAAAAAUAAAUUAGGGCAACCUGAACACUAGUAUAAAGUGCUUGUGUGCGCGCAGUCGCAGCUUCUUCUCCGUCGUCUUCUGUUUUCGCUGAAGCACAGAGCAAACUCUCCGUUCACCAUUUGAUUGACCAAAAUGUUCACUUCAAGGAAGAAAAUCAGCAAGGAUAACAAGGCUGAGCCCACUGAAUUUGAGGAGACUGUUGCACAGUACCUGUUUGAUUUGGAGAACACCAAUCAUGAAGUGAAGAGUGAUUUGAAAGAUCUCUACAUAAACCAAGCAAUUCAAGUUGAUGUGGCUGGGAAUCGCAAGGCUGUAGUCAUCUAUGUGCCCUACAGAUUGAGGAAGUCCUUCCGCAAGAUUCAUCCUCGUCUUGUCAGAGAGCUGGAGAAGAAGUUCAGUGGGAAGGAUGUUGUCUUUAUUGCCACUAGAAGGAUUGUACGACCUCCAAAGAAAGGGGCUGCUGUUCAGCGACCCCGAACCCGCACUUUAACUGCUGUCCAUGAUGCUAUGCUGGAGGAUGUUGUGUAUCCUUCAGAGAUUGUUGGCAAGAGAAUCAGAUAUAGACUUGAUGGAUCAAAAAUAAUGAAGGUUUUCUUGGACCCCAAGGAGCGCAAUAAUGCUGAAUACAAGUUGGAGACUUUUUCUAAAGUUUACAGGAAGCUUACUGGGAAAGAUGUAGUUUUCGAGUAUCCUAUUACAGAAGCCUGAAAUGCUGCUUGGUUUAUUGGAAUGUUUGGCGUUACAGAUUAUGUUCCCACACUAUAUCCAAUUUGUUGACUUGUGGGAUUUUUGUUUGAUGCUUGUCAUUAAAACUAUAUUAUACCAUUGAGCUAUUUAGAGUGCUUCUUGAGGCCCUGAAUUCAUGUUGCAUUAUUUUCAGUUUAUCUUGAUACAGUAUUACUUUUAGCCCCUCAAUUUAAGAGUUUUUUUUA